Messenger RNA from Platichthys flesus (European flounder), 7283 nucleotides. RefSeq names its product KIAA2013 ortholog. The record is from RefSeq and is a predicted model, not a curated record. The coding region runs from base 367 to 2223 and encodes 618 amino acids. The transcript has 3 exons. Lineage: Eukaryota; Metazoa; Chordata; Actinopteri; Pleuronectiformes; Pleuronectidae.
CGAUACUUGUAACAUACCAGAAGUGUCGUUGCAGCGAAGAGCGACAGGUGGCUUUCUCCAAGCUGAAGGCAGAGUCAGAAACGAAACUCGCUGAGACUUGACCCUGUGCUGACGGUCAUACACACCCGGCGAGUGAGAGGACUUCAACCACGAUGCGAGAAAUAACAGUUGAUUUCCGACAGCUUUCCUUCACGGCCCUAGCCACCUAGCUAAGCUAACCUACCCGGAUGCUAGCGAAGCAAGUUUGCCAGCUUUGAGCCCGGAACAUGUUGUGAGCGGGAGACGAAUUCAAUGUGACACCCUGACAUUUACACCCCGUGGGCAGCGUUUCCACUCGUGGCUGGGCAUCCAUCAUUCUAACACAAAAUGUGGCUCCAGCAGAGACUAAAGGGGCUACCGGGCUUGUUGUCAAGCAGCUGGGCGAGAAGACUGCUCAUAGGACUGCUGCUCUUCCUCAUCUUCUACUGGUACCUGGGAGCGGAGCGCAGGUGGAGGUUCUUCAGCAGCUCGGCCAUGCCCGGUGGGGCGGCAGGACAGUGUCUACAGGCGGAAAUCCACCGGUGGAAGUCGCUCGUAGACCGAGGAGAGGGAAUAUACAGCACACCUCAGGAACAUCUUGACACACCGUUUGUAUCAGGUAACGGCCACAUUUUGAUUGACAUUGACUCUAACAAACUGUGGGUGGCGUCGUCCUCGCAGCCCGGCUCAGCCCCGGUCCACCCAACUGAAUAUUCACCGAGAGUCGGCGUGCACCUGGAGGGGAAGCGGGCCGAGGCUCAGGCCAGCAUGCUGUGGUUCCGGAAAGGUUCCGUGCUGUCGGUGCGCUGUGCCUCCCUGCAGUCAUCCCGGGACUGUGUCAGCAUCAGAGAAGAGUUCAUCGCCCACAGAAGCCGACCCAACGUCUAUCUUCAGCGAAUCCACAUCAACAACCUGUCUGACAGGCCCACCUCCCUGGACGUUUCCUCUGGCAAUCCCUCCUUUGGUAGCAAAUUCUCCACCAGUGAUGAGAAACUAGAGGAAAAGGAAAUAGUGCUCUCCUCUGGCAGAGUGCCUGUGGAAAACAAUCGCAUGGUUCUGGUGGUGGUGGUCACCAAGAAGCUGAACAGCAGAAUUCAAGUCCCUGCUAAGUCAGAGUUCACAGACAACAUUAUGUCAGUGGUGUGGACCUCAGAGCCCACAGAGCCCUCCAAGCUGGAGGAGACCUUUAUCAGCCUCAGAGAAGGAGCCAAAAAGGAACUGGGGGAGCUGCUUAGAGCCAGUGUGGAGGAGCUGGUUAUAGAUCACCAGCAAGCGUGGAUGGAUCUCUUCAUUUCAGGUGUUGAAAUGAGGAAGAUCACAGACUCCCACACGCCAUCGAGCCGCACGGUGAACACCACACUCUACUACAUCCUCUCAUCCUCCGCGUCUCCCCUGCUGGACCGUAGGCUGAGCAACGAGGAGAGCGCCCGGCUGGAGUCCAGCCUCAACUACGCUGACCAUUGCUUCAGUGGCCAUGCCACCAUGCAUGCAGAGAACCUGUGGCCUGAGCGGGUGAGCAGUACAGCCCAGAUCCUUCAACUGGUCACGCUAUGGACCUUGACUCUGCAGAAGAGAGGUUGCAAGGUACUCGUUGCAGCUGGUGCUCACGGAACAAUGCAGGGCAUAGUGCUCAGCUUUGGUGGCCUUCAGUUCACAGAGAACCACCUUCAGUUUCAGGCCGAUCCAGACGUGCUGCACAACAGCUACGCCUUGAGAGGAAUCCACUACAACCAGGACCUCAUCAACCUGGCAGUGCUGCUGGAUGUGGAGGGGAAGCCUUUUCUUCAUGUUUCAGUGAAGCAGCAGGAUAAACCAGUGAAGCUGUAUGCUUGCGAGGCGGGCUGCCUCAAUGAGCCUGUGGAGCUGACAUCAGAGGUCAAAGGUCACACCUUCCCAGUGAUGGUCACUCAGCCAAUCACACCGCUGCUCUACAUCUCCACAGACCUGCGCCACCUGCAAGACCUGCGCCACACCCUCCACCUUAAGGCCAUUUUGGCCCAUGAGGAGCACAUGGCCAUAAGAUACCCAGGCCUUCCCUUCCUUUUCUGGUUCAGCGUGGCCUCUCUCAUAACUCUCUUCCAUCUUUUCCUCUUCAAGCUCAUAUACAACGAGUACUGUGGCCCUGGCGCUAAGCCCCUCUUCAGGAGCAAGAUUCUUCUUUCUCUCUCUCAGUGCUCUCUCUGUUGGUUGGUUUCUUGGUUUUGACUUUCUCCCUCUCGGUGAGUGCUCCCUCUCGGUGAGUACUUCCUAUCUCAUGUGGUAUACUCUUGGAGUGGGUUGUUACAGUAGCCUUACACACCUCGCCUUCCCCAUAUCACAAAACAUGAUUCCACAGGUCUUGUUCAAUGGUGGGUCUGAUAAAGUUUUUCACCACAGCUGUUCUCUAAAAGAAAAGUGAGCAAUGAAAAAUGUGAUCGAAGUUGAAGGCAGUAGAGUAGCAACCUCCAUCAGAGUCAGAGUUCACAGUUUCAAUGAACCAUCUGAUGUAUGGCGUCAUCUUAGCACAGCAUCUGUUCCAUGUUUAGAAUGUAACACAUUUGCUGAUGAUUUGGAAGAAAAAAAAGAGUAAUUUUUUUCUUUCAUGUCAGGAGGUGAUGUUUCACUUUGACAGCAUUCCCAUUGUCCUGUCUUAGCAUUCUUAAGGGAACAUACCAGUGUUUUCCAUUUACAAAAAAAGACACAUUUUACAGGGAAUAUUAGAACAAGCUAAGGGUUGUAAGAAUGUUCAAAGCUGCUCAUUGAAGGUGAUCUGUUGAGUACUGUUGUUAGGGUAUACAUCUUGUGCACACUCAAGAACAUGACAGUGAAACUAAAUGCAACCAGAGACUGCUCAUACAAAUUUAUUACACCACUUCCCCCCCACUGCACAAAGAUGAAGCUAAAUUACCCUGGAUAUGGGUGCUGCCAUCUUGUAAUAGGGACAUCAUGUGGAUUUAGAAUAGACCAUAGGUGUUAAUGUGAGUGUUGACCCUGUGAUUCGCUAGCGACCUGGCUAGUACCCCCCUCUCGCCCAAUGUUAGCUGGGAUUGACACCAGCUCCCCCUUAAAGGUUAAGCAGAAUAAAUUAUGGAUGGAUGGUGUACUUUUUAGUUUGAUCCAUUUCCGAUGUGCUAACAGGGAGGGGCUGGGGUUUAUGACUGCAGCCAGCCACCAGGGGGCAAUGCAUAUGUUUUGGCUUUACUGUUGGGAGACAUGUUGUCUUUAUUUAUAUUGAGUCACUGGAUGCAACAAGUUUUUGGGUGGUGUCAGGAAAAAGAAGACUGCGGGCCAGCGUAAACAUGGAUGUUAACUAAACAAAUGUGUACUAAAGAGCUAAAUUCAUAUCAGAGCUUUAGUGUGUUUAUAAAAAACCUCCACAUAUUACCUUUGACUUUGGCAGGGGUAAGAUUAGCUUUAAUGCUGACCCUCACACUGGAACUGACAUAAUAGGGAGCACUGACUCGCUGAUGGCCAGGGAAACCCUUAAAUCUGCUUACAUCACUGGUUCGCAGUGAAGAAACAUGCUCAUGAUUUAUAGUACAUGAUACUUAACAUUGGUAUGGUUCUUUCCCUGAUUAUCUACUUUGCUUUUUAUAGGUCUGAUCAACAGAACCAUCAGUAAUGAUAGAGUACUCACAACGACAUUGGUAAAAACUGAGAGGCUCAAGUUUAUCACCCAAACUGUCUGCACACAGUUGUUGCUGUGCAGGAAGAAAGUAGUAUUCACAUGUUCUCAAUUGACCACCAAAUGGUUUAGAUGACCCGCAGUUUUGUUUCAACCCUGUCUGUUUCCUUGUGAGCUACAAUACAUUUUACUGUUCAUGUGAGAUUGUUGUCAUGGAUCAACCCGAAUCAAAUUAAUCCUGCAAACAAUAGAAGCCCAAAUUGGAACUCAUUGUAGUGUGGUGGUGCUAACUAACAGUCCUUAAUGUCUGUUGUCAUGUGAAACGACUACUUGUUUACAGAUGUCCUUUUAAAAAACAUGUUGACAUGAUGGACCGUUAGGGCAGAUUAUGCUGAAGGGUAAACGUUAUUUUCUGAUCAGCUUGGACUGUGUGCUCACCUUUUCUGCUAUUCCUUUUUCUUCCUGACUUUUGAUGAUGUUUUAUAUUGAACCACUCAAUUAAAUUAACAAGAAAUCUAUGGGUUGGCUUUGGCUCUUCACUGUUGACCUGUCACCUUUCUCUGGCACACUCAAACUUUUCUCAUCCUCAGCAUGUCUAUGUUUUCUCCUCUCUCCUGGGAAGCAGUGUUGGAUGGGUUGGGUAGUAUUAGUCAGGUUCCCAGUUCAUAAAUCAAUCUAACCCCUCACCUCCUUUCUGACUUCACCAGGUCGCCAGCAAAAGUGAGGAUGGCUGCUGCAACACCACAAGCGCCGCUUGAACGCUGCAGUGCUGUGCACACAUACAUCAUUUAGCGGUGGUUCUGCUUGAGCUUUGGCAGCAUGCAAGAUGCUAACAUGGGUGUGCUGGUGCUGAAUCUGAAACGUUCGCAGACAAUUUCUUUGUUUUGGCCUGCAUUGUUUGGAGAGAUACUCCUCAGGAUCUGCUGGUGAGACGCUGCAGAGGCAUGGAGGUUAAAACUGGCUGAGUACAAUCUACACCAUGUAUUUUGACACUAGGAUUUUUUUGUUUUUCAGGUUCUGUGCUUCAGCAUUAAAUUAAUUGGAAACUUGUUUACCUAAUGUUUCUUGGGCAGCUGUUGUUUCAGUGUCAACCCUACAGGUUAUUGAGAUUGAUUUAUUUGUCAGUAUGAAAGUAAGGAGGGGACCAUGUAAGUCAGGAAAAAAUAAGGUCUAAGAAAGCAAAAAUCUGUCACAAAUAUCAAAGGUUUGUUUGGACACUUUCUAAAAAAUAACCAAAAUAUCAAAGAUACAGUUUGACUGGGAGCACAAGACUUCAAAAAUUAAUGCAAAUGCACAUGAAGAGACCAUGAUGCAAUAAGAUAUCAACCUCCAAGUGGUGGAAAGAGGUCGGUUAGGAGAGCGAACAGGAACAGUUCUUGACGUAAAGCCUACACCUCAACUGUCCCACAUAGCACUGAUUCUCUCCACUGGAAGUGACACACUAACAUUUACUGAUAAAAAGGAUGAACAGUGACAAGUCAUCAUUUAACAGGACUACAAUACUAAAACAACAACCUAAGACACAAAGAGGUAGAAUAUCCUGCACUGGGUUCGACAAUCAAAGGCACUAGUCAGCUGGUAGCUCCUCAAAGAUCAUUUUUAACAUUAAAUUACUGAGUGUUCAGUGAUUUUUCAAGGGCCAUUAGUAUAUUAUACAGCUCCCAAGACAAACCUCCUGGACCAUGACCACUAAGUGAAAACUAAUCGAGAGAGACUAAGCAAAAACACCCAAAAGUCCCAUGAUGCCACGCUGUGACCUUGUGACCAAAAUGUUUCGUUAAUACUUUGAUCGAGAGACCUCUUUUUUUUUUGUUUAAUGUGUUUUUGUCCAAUUACUUUUGAAUCCCUUAACUUUAGGCACCAUUUUUGUAAAGGGUUCUAGCCUAUCUCCAAAACCCAAAAUAUUCCUCUUUUUUUCUUUUUUAAACCUUCUCAAGUUAAUGCUGAGAAUUGACCCUUUCAUGUAGGAUUAAAAUGAAACUGAAUGUGCUGUGAACCUGAACUAGAUAUUUUUAACCCCUCAGAAUAUUGAGUCUAAUAUCAGACAAGAUGGAAAUAACAGCCAGUAUUCAAAUUUGAGAAACUGGAAAUUUAACAUAUAGACUAUGACGAUGAAAGCAAAUCUCUAAUCAUUGUGCGACAACCAUGUCUUGAUGCAACACUUGUAACCCAGAUGUGUAAAGAAAACGUAAAACUCUGGCUGGGAAGGAUGGAUGUUUCCUGCUGGUAAAAUGAAACCUCUUUUUUGUUGAAAUUAUUUUGACUCAUUUCACCUUUGAUAGUCACAGAUUGCAUGUGGCUUACGGCUUAACGGGCCUCCGUUGAACUGCUCUCCGGAGUUUUCUCUCUUAAGCCGUUUUCAGACAUGACCUGUGAUUGAAAUCCAGACAAUUAGCUACAGAGUUUACCUGCAGUUUGCCUUUCACACCUGCACAAUGCAGCAGGAGUUUCUUUUCACAGAUACCCUCACAACACCAACAAAUUUAGAUGAGAGUUGGUGCAGCAGACAGAGGCAGGAUGUGACGUAUUAACUCCGCUGCGUGGAUCACAUAGUUCACUUCAAAACACAAACUCUCAAGACUUCUUCCUCUGUGUCUUCUACGUGUAUGACACAGCUUUUUCGACGGGAUAUUAUUCUCCACUGGCAGAAGCUCGAUUAGCCAGACAAGGGUAGCCGAUUUAUGGCCAACAGCUGAUGCCGCUUCAGAAGUAAGAUCUGAGGCUGGAAUACUGUCCUCCAGGAGAACCAAACAUCACUAAAUAUCAGUGUACAGAUCUAGUUUCUCCUUCCUCUCUUACUGUUGUCUUGAGAAGAUAAUUAAUUUAACCCCCCAGAACAAAAAUAUCUUUGCUAGGGAUUCACUGAAAACAGUGUCUGACGGCCCAUACUUCUUAACUGUUGAAACUGUGUCAGUGAUACUUUGCACAACCCAACAUGACAUGCUGGGUUACAAAUCACAUAACCCAACAUGACAUGCUGGGUUACAAAUCACAUAACCCAACAUGCUUAUGAAAGGAUUAAUAAGAAGGAAAUAAUACAAAGAGUGGGCAGGAUAUGAGCACCAUAAAUUGGCAGGAAGGCUGAGCAUUGACUUGAUCCCUUAAUCCAUUUAUGGUUAAAAAAUUCCAGCCUGUUGCACUUGUGUCCUCAUCAGUGAUGUUAUAGUGGGUGUCUAGUCCUCCACAACACAUCUGCUGUGAUGUCACUGGCUGUGGUACAGGCAGGAAAAUGGCUAGAAAGUUUAACUGCAUUAGUUCCCACAUAUUGGCUGUCCCUCUGGAUUAAAACUACACCAUUUAUAUUGUAAAACGUUAUUUUGACUAUGUAACAAGGGGUACAAUCGGUUAAUAUUAAUAAGAAAUAGAAAUUGUGUUAGAAUUUAUUUUGUUUGUUGAAAUCACUGGCUUGUCUGUUAAUGAUUUGAUUUGAUGUGAUUUCUGAUAGAAGAUAUCUUGGGGUUGUUCAGCUUUUUUUCUCUGUGGGUUAUCUGAUUAAUCUGUGAACUACUGAGUCUGCCUUAAUGAAUAAAUGAAGUAAGAAGUUAAUUUAUUGAGCUCAUGGCCAGAGCCAUGAUAGGAAUAGAUUGUACUUGAAUGGUUUGGUGUAUGGUUGUGUCAAAUUGAUUUUUUUUCUGGAAAAUAAAUCAUUAUUGUGAAGGAA